UUGCAAAACGUUCAAAAUCAUGUCUUACCGUCUCCACUCGUAUUCACCCUUUUUCUUCAUUUUCCCCUUGUUCUUUUCCUCGAUAUCAAUGGCUGUUUUAGAAACUAUAGAUACAAAAUAUCCCGGUUGCCCAUCAUACAAGUGUAGUGGCACCAUAAUCGGAUACCCUUUUUGGGUUAUAUCGAAUCAAACCUACACCGGCCAGUUUUGCGGAUAUCAUGGUCUCGGAAUCAACUGCUCCGACCUAGAAGGAACAGAUCGUCCCACAAUUUAUUUGAAGAAUGAUUUGUAUCAUGUAAGAAACAUAACAAAUACAAGUAUAAUUCUUUCAUAUAACCAUUUUCCCGUCAACAACACUAUUCCUCUUGUUGAUCAGUGUCUGAAGGUGAACCGUACUAUUGAAUUGGAGAAUUUGCCUUUUAAUUUCUCAAACAAUAAUCUGAAUUUAAGUUUUCAUUUUAAUUGCUCUAGACCACCUCCCCCUGAUUACGCAACUCCUAUACCAUGUAUGAAUUCGGUUAGUAAUAGGUCGUACGUUAACGUUAUUCAUGACAAUUACGAAAGGUUUGAUGAUUGGGACUGUAAUGAGAUCGUAACGACUGUGUUCGAUUACGCGACUCUUUGGAAAACAACGUUGUCUUGGAGAGAUUAUGCGAGCGCUUUGAUAUAUGGAUUCGAGCUAAACGGGCAGAGGCCAGACGACGAGGAUUGUGAUAAAUGUGAAGAAUCGGAUGGGCGGUGUGGCUUCAGACAUGCCAAUAAUACCCGCCAGUUUCUGUGUUUUUGCUCCGAUGGUACCAUCACAACCAACAAUCACUGCAAAAAAGGUAACAAAAUUAAUUGGACGCGUAAACUGGCUAUUGGUGUAUCCGGUGUACUAGCAACUCUGUUCAUGGUCGUAGUAUAUUGCAUUAUGAAACCAUCAUCAACAAAUUGUGUUGCAGCAUUCAAGCACAAAACCGAGGAUCACAAAAGUGUUGAGGCCUUUGUUUUACACUAUGGAUCCUUAACUACAAAAAGGUACAAGUAUGUUGAUAUCAAGAAAAUGACAAGCUCAUUCCAAGUCAAAUUAGGACAAGGAGGUUUCGGAACAGUUUUUAAAGGUAAGCUAUCUGAUGGCCGUCUGGUCGCAGUAAAAGUUCUAAACUCAUCCAAAGCAAGCGGACAAGAAUUCAUAAACGAAGUUGCAAGCAUUGGUAGGACUUCUCAUGUAAACAUCGUCAGUCUCAUUGGAUUUUGUUUCGAAUAUGAAAAAAGAGCUCUUGUAUACGAGUUCAUGCCAAAUGGAUCGUUAGAGAAGUUUAUACAUAGUCAUGUUUCUAUCAAGACAAGCGAUCAACAAAUGAGAGUAGAUAAGUUGUACAAGAUAGCACUUGGAAUUGCACGAGGACUUGAUUACUUGCACCGUGGAUGCAAUACUCGUAUAUUGCAUCUGGAUAUAAAGCCUCAUAACAUCCUCCUUGAUGAAGAUUUCUGCCCAAAAAUAGCAGAUUUUGGGCUUGCUAAAUUGCACUCAAGGAAAGACAGUAUAGUUUCUAUGUUGGAGGCGAGAGGCACCAUUGGAUAUAUUGCCCCUGAAGUUUUUAACAGAAACUUUGGAGGAGUGUCCCAUAAAUCCGAUGUGUAUAGUUACGGGAUGCUAAUACUAGAAAUGGUUGGGGGAAGAAAAAAUGUGGAUGCUGGUGUUGGUUCUGGACAUACUAGCGAGAUAUAUUUUCCUUAUUGGAUUUACAGUCGUCUUAAAAGUGAUGAAUACCUCUUAGAUAGUAUAACUACUGCUGAGGAAAACGAUCAUGCAAGAAAGAUGACAAUAGUUGGGUUAUGGUGCAUACAAACUGACCCAAAUCAAAGACCAUCCAUUAAUGAAGCGAUUGAAAUGUUAGAGGGAAGCAUGGACGCAUUGAGAGUUCCCCCAAGACCGUGCUUUUCUUCCCCUCCACGAUUACCAGCUAGCACACUAAACACAUCAGAACUCGAGUCAGGAAGCAACCUAGACCCGAAUUACAGUUGAUCGAGAAGUACAACUUUUCAUGUUAAGUUUCUAAUUAAUAUAUGUAAGUUAAGCGUCUUUCUGUUAGCUUUCUUUUUGGUUGUAUAUGUUUGGAUUUAUAGCUAUAUAUUAUCAGA
Messenger RNA from Erigeron canadensis, 2127 nucleotides. Its product is annotated as LEAF RUST 10 DISEASE-RESISTANCE LOCUS RECEPTOR-LIKE PROTEIN KINASE-like 2.1. Lineage: Eukaryota; Viridiplantae; Streptophyta; Magnoliopsida; Asterales; Asteraceae. Gene Ontology annotation, molecular function: ATP binding; polysaccharide binding; protein kinase activity. The coding region runs from base 20 to 2011 and encodes 663 amino acids. The record is from RefSeq and is a predicted model, not a curated record. Gene Ontology annotation, biological process: protein phosphorylation. The transcript is spliced from 3 exons.